Cokeromyces recurvatus is the source of this 834-nucleotide messenger RNA. Its product is annotated as S-adenosyl-L-methionine-dependent methyltransferase. The transcript has 3 exons. Lineage: Eukaryota; Fungi; Mucoromycota; Mucoromycetes; Mucorales; Mucoraceae. The record is from RefSeq and is a predicted model, not a curated record. Bases 1 to 834 code for a protein of 277 amino acids.
AUGUCUGAUUCACCAUCACAACUAGAACGACGCUAUGAUAAUUGUAUUGAAGAUGAACGCUUAGAAAAACUUUUAAAAAGAGCAAAAGAAAUCAUCGAAAAAGACGAAAAAGAAGUACCUGAAUUCUGGAAAGCAAAAUAUAAAAAGGAAGCAGCUAAAAAUUGGGAUCUCUUUUACAAACGAAAUACUACAAAAUUUUUUAAAGAUCGUCAUUGGACAGAUCGUGAAUUUAAAGAACUUGCAGAUCAAUCAAAAGAACAAAAAUGUUUAGAAAUUGGUUGUGGUGUAGGCAAUUUUGUUUUUCCAUUAAUAGCAGAAAAUCCCGCAAUAUUUAUUUAUGCUUGCGAUUUCUCCAAACGUGCAGUAGACAUGGUGAAAUCAAAUGACAAUUAUAAUGAAUCUCGUUGUAAAGCAUUUGUGUGCGAUCUUACUGCUGAUAAAUUAACAGAUAAUAUUCCUGAAAAUUCUCUUGAUUUGGUGUCUGCCAUUUUUGUCUUUUCAGCUAUUCCACCAGAAAAAAUGGAAACUGCUAUCAAAAAUAUUUAUAGCGUGCUGAAACCUGGUGGCCUUGUUCUGUUUCGUGAUUAUGGUAUUUAUGAUGAAGCACAAGUCAAAUUUAGUGCUGCCUCAGACAAACGUUUAGAUAAUAAUUUUUAUGUGCGUCAAGAUGGAACGAUGAGUUACUUCUUCUCUCAAGAAGAUUUAAAGACUAGAUUUGAGUCAGAAGGUUUUAGUACUGUAGAAUGUCAAUAUGUGUAUAGAGAAACAAUUAAUCGAAGCAUGGAAAAGAGAAUCGAUAGAAUCUUUGUUCAAGCUAAAUUUAAAAAAAUGUAA